Onychostoma macrolepis is the source of this 3218-nucleotide messenger RNA. It is a transcript of the gene slc27a1b, whose product is annotated as solute carrier family 27 member 1b. Gene Ontology annotation, cellular component: plasma membrane; mitochondrial inner membrane. The record is from RefSeq and is a predicted model, not a curated record. Gene Ontology annotation, biological process: phosphatidylinositol biosynthetic process; positive regulation of heat generation; phosphatidylethanolamine biosynthetic process. The transcript is spliced from 13 exons. Gene Ontology annotation, molecular function: long-chain fatty acid-CoA ligase activity; long-chain fatty acid transmembrane transporter activity; fatty acid transmembrane transporter activity. NCBI's taxonomy places the organism in Eukaryota, Metazoa, Chordata, Actinopteri, Cypriniformes, Cyprinidae. The coding region runs from base 377 to 2323 and encodes 648 amino acids.
AGGACCCCAAAACAAGCCAGUCCAGACACGCAGAACGCGGAGAACCUGCAGACGCGUGACUGACAGCUGCGUCCUCCAAUCAGAGCGGAGCGCGUCAGUGCGUCCUCCAAUCAGAGCGGAGCGCUGAUUGUGGAGGCGGGGCUUACAGACCGAGGUUCGCGCACUGUAAGCCAAGUGAGAGUUCACGAGUGUCAAUAAAUCGCUAUGUGUCAUCUUUCUCUAGACUUCUGUCGCUUACACACAUUUCUCAGUAAGUUCUCGUCAGAUCUGUGAAGGCCACUCGUGCAGCUUUCAGCGUUUCUCAGGGAUCAUUUCGGGCAGAGGAUUGAACUAGCGGUCAAAACUCAGCGGGCUGAUCAGGAGGAGCGCAGGCAAGAUGGGUGCUGGAGACGGGUUUCGUGCCCCAGUAGCGGUCAUCACAGCUGGGUUAUUGAGUGUCCUGGGCCUCUCGUGGUUCUGGAGUUUACUGGCUCUCUUAGGAGUUUAUUUAUGUUCUGGAGGAUGGAGGUUUCUCUAUGUGGCCGCUUGCACCAUUAAGAGAGACCUUGUUGGUCUGCAGGCACUGCUGCGUGUCAAAUCGUUCAUGAGUCAUUAUGUUCGUACGCACAGCACCGUCCCGUCCAUAUUCGCCCAGCGGGUGGCGCUCCACCCGGAGAAAGCGGCUCUGGUGGAGGAGUCGACGGGCGAGGUGUGGAGCUUCUCUGAGCUGGACCGGCGCUCGAACGCUGUGGCGCAGUGGGCCGUGGCGCAGGGCUGGAGGUCAGGAGACGUGGUGGCCGUCUUCAUGGAGAGCCGGCCGCUGAUGGUGGCGCUGUGGCUCGGACUGGCCAAAGUGGGCGUGGAGCCGGCACUCAUCAAUUUCAACCUGCGACGUGAUUCGCUGAUGCACUGUGUGGGCGUGUCCGGAGCACGAGGGAUGGUGUUCGGGGCGGAGCUUCUGGAUGUGGUGUUGGAGGUGAAGGACUCUCUCAGCUCUCUUUCUCUCUUCUGUACCGGCUCGACUGCGGCCGAGACUUUGGAUUCGCUCUCGGCUCAGAAUCUGGAUGAUCUGCUGGCUUCGUCUCCUGACUCGCCGCCCGCUGUCACACACAACAAGGGCUUCAACGACAGGUUAUUUUACAUCUACACCUCAGGAACAACGGGCUUACCUAAAGCUGCUAUCAUAGUUCACAGCAGGUACUAUCGCAUCGCUGCGUUCGGAUAUUACUCCUUCGGUCUGCGGCCAGAUGAUGUUGUUUACUGUUGCCUGCCGCUCUAUCACUCCGCAGGUAACAUUGUGGGUGUGGGUCAGUGUCUGCUGCACGGUCUGACGGUGGUGAUCCGUAGGAAGUUCUCCGCGAGCCGUUUCUGGGACGACUGUAUCAAAUACAACUGCACGGUGGUCCAGUACAUCGGUGAAAUCUGUCGAUAUCUGCUAUCUCAGCCGGUCCGUCCGUCUGAGUCUUGUCACCAGGUGCGUGUUGCCAUGGGCAACGGUCUGCGGCCCAACGUCUGGGAAACGUUUAUGAAACGUUUCAACAUCAGUCGCAUUGGUGAGUUUUACGGAGCCACUGAGUGCAACUGCAGCCUUGCCAACAUGGACAACAAGGUGGGGUCGUGUGGCUUCAACAGUGUGAUUCUGCCCAGCAUUUAUCCCAUCAGACUUCUGAGAGCAGACGAGGACACCAUGGAGUUAAUACGGGACAGUCGAGGGCUGUGUGUCCCAUGCAAACCUGGAGAACCAGGGAUUAUCGUUGGCCGAAUCAAUCCUCAGGAUCCGUUACGCCGUUUUGAUGGCUACGCGAAUCAAGAGGCCACCAAUAAAAAGAUUUCUCACAAUGUCUUCAAAAAGGGAGACUCGGCGUAUGUGUCAGGUGAUUUGAUGGUGAUGGAUGAGUUCGGUUACGUGUAUUUCCGGGACCGAGGUGGAGACACGUUCCGCUGGCGGGGUGAGAACGUCUCCACCACAGAGGUGGAAGGAAUCCUGAGCGCUCUGUUGAAUCAGACGGACGUGGCCGUCUACGGCGUCUCAGUGCCAGGUGUGGAGGGGAAGGCAGGAAUGGCUGCCAUAGCGGACGUGACUAAUGACUUCAACUGUGAGACGUUUCUACGAGAUGUGCGGAACGCUCUUCCUUCAUAUGCUCGGCCCAUCUUCUUACGACUUUCACCUGAGGUCGACAAAACAGGCACAUUUAAAAUCCAAAAGACUCGCUUACAGAAGGAGGGAUUCGACCCUCAACAAACCAGCGACCGCCUCUACUUUCUCAACAGCCGAUUGGGGCGAUACGAGAGUCUGACGGAGGAACUCUACAGCACCAUUAUGCAAGGAAAAGUAUCGCUAUAAGAAACAGAGAGUCUUAUUGUGUAUAUUUCAUAGUUGGGUAUCGAUACACUGCUUUUUUUUUUUCAAAAUCAGCUAGAUAACUGGACUACAAUCAAGCUCAUGCUUGUCACACUGUUGAGUUAGUACUUGAAACCACUAGUUCUGCCUUUCACAUUGUUCAAUAGUACAAAAAGUACCUUUUUCAGUUCAAGCAUAUCAGCAAUGGCCUCUGGAAGUGAAACUGAUUUUAUUAUUACAAGCCUCGAAUAUGUUAGAGAUUUUUGAUUAAAAGUGAGAAAAAGUAAGUCCGGUAUUUCUAAUUUAACUAAACAUAAAGGUGCUUUACAUGAUAUUACCGAAAAGUGUUUCACGAGGUAAAAACACUACUGUAAAGGACAAAAAAAUGAGUCAGGGAAUCCAUGUGUGAUUAACUAGUCAAUCAGAAGACUCUCUGUCUGUGUUUGGGUUUGCUGGUUUUGGAGGGGUUUUCACAUUCAGCUGCUGUUGAGAACGGGUAGAUUUCUCCAGGUAUCAUUGACUUACAGCACUGGAAAUCACUUACAGCACUUUUAAUGUGGUCAACACUGUGAUACUGAGACAUCUCUAUGAUUUCAGUCUUUUAAUACAUACAUAUAUUCAAUUCAGACAGGUAACAGUAAUAGUAUUACAGAUAUGCAAAACAUUUCAAAUCACACACAUUAAACUGUACAAUUUCAAUGUUAAAGCAACAACUUCUGAGAAACUUAGCUUUAGUAAAAUAGUGUGUAUUGAAUGAAAAUGUUCUGAUGUGACAUGUACAUAAUCAUUAACUGUUAGCAAAUCAGAUUGUUUAUUCUUUUUCAGAUGUUUUGGCUAUUUUACUUUCACUUGAAUUUCUAAACAAUUUUAAUAAAUUUAUCUCAAUAGUUUUACACCA